Messenger RNA from Lactuca saligna, 988 nucleotides. The record is from the annotation of a GenBank genome assembly. Lineage: Eukaryota; Viridiplantae; Streptophyta; Magnoliopsida; Asterales; Asteraceae.
UACCCAUUAAAACCGGUAAAAUGACUAUUUCUAAACAGUAAUAACAACCAUAUUGGUCUAAUACGCACAAAAAAAACCUUAGUGACCUAAUACGAACAAGCUGGAAACCUUAUUACUCUCCCAAGUCAUUAUCCCUUUAAUCUAGACCCUCGCUUUUGUGUUGUCGGUCGGAUCUAUGUCUUCUCACCACCGCCGACGAGUGUCUUCGCUGUUAUCUGCUGCUCCGACGUCUUGUUCUACUGGGAUUAUUGAAACUCAUACAUCGAUUAGUUCUUCUAAGUUCUAUCGAGUAGGAACAUUGCAAAAUUUGAUUAUUAACAGAUGAUUAUUACACUUUUUCUUAUCGAUAGAUUCAUCGUCUAUUACUCUUAUAAUUCAAUUGAUUGUUCCACUUCGGGUGUAGAAUUUUGUCGCCAUGGCUGAAAAUAUGGUAACACAGGAACACGAUGAGCUCACUGAAGCUCUCAACGAUCUAUUUACUGAUGUUUCCACUAUGAUUAAAGGCGAUCUUCAGGGUACAAACAAUGUCCUCAAGUUGUUGGAAAGUAUGAAUCUGAAAGUAGCAGAAGAAUAUGAAGGAUUUGGUGAUGUUGCCUCUGGAUUGAGGGUUUUUGUUGAACGAUUGAAGGCAAAAAGUGAGAAUUUUGAUGUGUAUGUUCAGCAAAUUGAUGCUAUAGAACAACAAGUGACUGAUCUACAAGUAGUAAUCUCCAUGCUUGAUAAAUAUGUUUCUUUGUUGGAAUCAAAAGUUUAGUCUGUUUACAAGAUGCCAGCUUCAUCAUCAUCAUGGUUUGCACAUAUCUUAAGAAACUGAAAUGAAUCCCUACAUAUUGAGGUAAAAUGGAUGCUUUUCUCAAUUAUUUCAUUGAAAUGAAAUUGAUCCAAAACUUGGUGAAAUAUCAUUCAACCUAUUUGUCUUGUUUGUCUAUAUAUUCCAUCAUUCAUAUUCCAUCAUUCAUUUAAUAACUGUUUUGUUUUAUUUGGAUGU